Molecule: messenger RNA, 1717 nt
Organism: Vitis vinifera (wine grape)
Lineage: Eukaryota; Viridiplantae; Streptophyta; Magnoliopsida; Vitales; Vitaceae
Exons: 5
Coding region: 60-1505 (481 amino acids)
Source: RefSeq, a predicted model, not a curated record
CAUUUUAUCAUUUCUUUUCCAAAGGCGGCGUCGAUCGAUUUCCGAGCUCAAGUUGGUCCAUGGCUAAGAGUAAAGGAAAGAAGUCUAGAAAUAAUGGGCCUCAUGUGAACCCCCCAAAUGCGAGUAAGAAGAUAGAGAAGAAAUCUUCAAAGAAAAAGAAGAAAGUGAAGAAAAUCAACGAGGCUUCUGCCCUUGAUAUUGGUCCUUCUUCUACUUCUACUCCUAAUACGACUAUCAUUGCUUCCUCUAAUGCCACUCCUCCUAAUGCUAGCAAUAAAGGGGAGAAAAAGAAGGAGAAGGGGAAUGAGGAGUGGGUUUUUGGGUUUAUAUUCAUGUGUAAUGGAAAAACAAAACCUCAAUGCUACCAAUAUCGUGUUUUUGGGCUACCAACGGGGAGAAAGGAAGAAGUAGCAAAAAUCAAAGUGGGAACGAAGCUUUUCUUGUUCGACUUUGACUUGAAACUUCUCUAUGGCAUAUAUGAGGCAAGCUCUAAAGGACAAAUGAAUUUGGAACAAGACGCUUUCAAUGGGAAAUUUCCUGCACAGGUGAAGUUCAAGAUUUGGAAGGAAUGUUUACCACUUUCUGAGGGUGCUUUCAAAAAUGCUAUUCGAGAUAACUAUGAAGGCUCCAAGUUUAGGCCGGAGCUUACUAAAAAACAGGUGAAAGCUUUAAUUUCAUUGUUCCGUCCAAUCAAUGUGCCAUUACCAACUUCUGUUGCUCCUUUGGGUUCGAAUGUGGCCCCACUACAUUCAUUCCCAGCUCCACUUGUGGAGGAACAGUUCCGCCCAUCGGCAGGACUGCCUCCUUUAGAGGACCCAUAUUUACCAGGCGUUCAACAUACUCAUGGCCCACUUGUUUUGCAUCCUCGUUCUGCUCAAGUGGUUUCAUCUUCGCUAUACGAUCAUUAUGGAGCAACUGCACCACCAUCUUCAGUGUAUGAUCAUUAUGAAGCAGCGCCCUCUGUGGCACGUGUGCAAGCUUCAAUAGAAGAACCUCGUGUUGUUCGGCAGACUACUCUUCCUCAUCAUACUGACCCCUAUUAUUGCACAGCAGCACCUCAGACAUACUUGACUGAAAAACCUGUCUCAUCCACACAAUAUCCAUACAGAAGGUAUGUGACUGCACCUGAGAUGGUUCGUAGAGACCAUCCUGUUGGUUAUGAAAGGGAGUAUCGUGUCUCUCACUUGCCAAGGGUGGAUGAAGCCCUCCUACCAAUCGAAGCUUUAGUUGAUUACUACAAUCAACGCCCGCUACCAGCUGCAAACACCCAUCCUUCAUUACGACCCCAUGCUUUGGGACCACCAUAUGUCCCAGCACCGGCAUCACAUGCAUUACCAGAAUUGCCAUCUUCGCAUAGAUCAUAUUAUGCUCGAGAGGAACCAAGCCGGGUUUAUGCUGUCGAUCCUCUUCGAAGACCAAUGCCUGGAAGGCUGAGCUUGGCUGAGCCAGUUGCACCGGUGUCUUCCUUUUAUUCCUUUGCUGGGCCUCCGCCAACUUUCCGGUAAGAAUGAAUUGAAAGUGGAAAUUUAGGGGUGAUGGUGAACUUUUGCUUAUUAUUGAGAAGGCAAAGCUUUUUGAACUCCUUUUCAGCUCUGUUACUUGUAUGCUUGAUGCCAUCAACUUCUUCAUGCAAUUUUAAGAACAUUUGUCCUAGUAGGCCUGAAUGUGCCUCUCUUCACAUGGAGGGUUUCUUAAAUGCUAAGCACAAUUUCUAUUA